Stomoxys calcitrans (stable fly) is the source of this 1156-nucleotide messenger RNA. It is a transcript of the gene MED7, whose product is annotated as mediator of RNA polymerase II transcription subunit 7. Bases 188 to 841 code for a protein of 217 amino acids. Gene Ontology annotation, molecular function: transcription coregulator activity. Lineage: Eukaryota; Metazoa; Arthropoda; Insecta; Diptera; Muscidae. Gene Ontology annotation, biological process: regulation of transcription by RNA polymerase II. The transcript has 2 exons. Gene Ontology annotation, cellular component: core mediator complex; mediator complex. The record is from RefSeq and is a predicted model, not a curated record.
GAAGAUACUUAAUGUUUAGUGUUGAACGACGAGAGUGUUGUUUUUGCAAAUAGUUUAUGAAAAAGUGAAAAAGUAAUAGGAUUUAAACAAAAUCAUACUAGUUGCAAACGUUCUGCGUUUAAAGGGAGCUCCAGGGCAUACAAAUAAGUUGUAAUUUGAAAAGGGAAAACAAAGUUAAUUUGCAAAAAUGGCCCAGCAGGAAUCGCAGGUCAUGAGUUUGCCUCUGCCCCCGUCACAAUAUAUCAAUCUCUUUUCCGAAGAAAAUAUCAGACGCAAUAGGGCACCCAGACCACCACCACCCAUUCCAGAUGGUUACAGUAUGUUUGGCAUUCAGUAUAACAACGAGGAGAUGAUACGUUCCCUGGAAUCACAGAAUAUCAAAAGACUCAUACCACUGAACUUUGACAGAAGGAAAGAGUUGAAGAAGCUCAAUCAUUCGUUGUUUGUAAACUUCCUGGACCUGAUAGAUUUGCUAAUACAGUAUCCUGACAGCCCGCGAAGAUCAGAAAAGAUUGACGAUUUGAGUCUGUUGUUUGUUCAUAUGCACCAUUUACUCAACGAAUUUCGACCCCAUCAGGCACGUGAAACUCUGCGAGUAAUGAUGGAGAGUCAAAAGCGCCAGCGAGUGGAGACCACAACUCGCUUCGAAAAGCAUUUGGAAAAGGUUUGUGAUAUUGUCAAUACGGCCUUCAGCGAUCUGCCAGAAAUCACCGAUGAUGAUAUGGGCGAUAGUGAUAUCAAAAUGGAAGUCGAUUCCCAGGAUUCAAAUAGUGGCAAUAAAUCAGAUGCCAGCUAUCAAUUGGAUCGCAUUAUGUGCAGUGUCAUUGAUAGCAUGGAAUAACCUCAGGUGCGAAAUUCGAAAGAUGAUGUUGAUGAUGAUUUGACAUUAGUUUGUAAUUGCAAUAGGUUAUCUACUAUGUAUCUUUUUUUAAUAUUAUAAUUAUUUAGAUAUAUAUAUAUUUCUAUAUUUAAAAGAGCGAAAGAAACUUGUCAAUUAUUCAGAAGUGACAAGUUCCAUCCCCUUAGUACUGAAAACAAAAAACAAAUUUUAAUAAUUGUGUAUAAAACAAAUGUAAAAUAAUUCAACAAAUAGAGGAGUUUAUUUAUAGUAAAGAAGGCAAUAAUUAAAAGGAAAGAAAACUACCUAUAACGUGAA